AUGUCAACAAGCGGCACAGAAAAACAUUGCAGACUGUGUCUCAUGCUUAGUAAAGCUGGGACAAAAGCAUGUCAUAAUCUUCUAUUAAAGCGUGUGGAAGAGCUUAAACCAGGUGACUUUCAACAAAACGAAUGGACACUUACAACAUUUUUGGAAAGUAAAAAGCAAACUAUAAAGAACUCAAAGCUUUCAAAAGAGAAGUUGAAAGUCCUUUUCCCUAAAACCGGCGAAACAGUUCUUUCAAACUGGGAUUUAUCACUUUUCUGUCAAGUCCUUUCUUCGUACUGUGGUUUGACUGAUAUAAAUCUUAUGGACAUAAAACAAUUACGAACAAUACGGAAUGAUCUCUGUCACAUGAACGACGCUGAAAUCACAAAUACCUUGUUCAAAAACAAACUUGAAAUGAUACAAGUGAUAAUUGGUAGAAUCUUAGAGAAACUCGACGACAACAAUUUGAAGCUAGAAAUUGACGCUAUCAUCAAGGAUUUAGAAAGUGGACCUCUUUCGCUUGACGAAACGCUUAAAGAGAUCCGUAAGUUUUACUUGAUGGAAAUGGACAUCCGUGAAAAAUUGGACCACGUUGAAGAAAUUGUUUUAGACAAGUUAGACAAACUAGACGAAAAGUUUGAAGUCAUAAAUAAUAAGCUUGACCAAAGGGGAAGUUCAGGAAUCGAUUCAGCAAAGAACAAUGUUCUUGUUCCCGGAGUUAACAUUGUUCUUGAUUUGAAAAAUGUCAGUAAUGACGAAGAAGCACAUAUGUCUGAUGUUCUAAAACAGCUGUUUGAAGAGGCCAUGAAUCAGAACAAUGAUUUCAAAUCCAGCAUACCACUCGAUUCAUAUGAAUUGGUCAGUGGAGGGAAGCCAUGUAUUCAAACUACUAUUUAUAGAGACGAGUUUUGGAAUGUUUUGGAUAAAUCAAUCUCAUCUGUCGAUAGAUUUUUAUCGGAACUCAACGUCGAUAACGUUCAACCACUCAAUGAGGGCAGGAGGUUAACAUUAUCAUUUUCAGCUCGGAACGCAAAAUCUAAAAGUAGCGAAUCUUUCUAUGAAGACUGCAACAACGAGCUUCAUACUUGUCUACAACUACUGAAAACAGAACUUGAAUCAGAAUUCAGUACCCAGCAUUUAUCGAUUCAAGCAAGUUGCUCGACAAAUGUGAAUCGUGAAACGGAUGAUACGUUCACCGAUGAUGAGGUAGAAAACCUAAAUGGACAGGGUGAUAUCAUGCAACCGAUUAAGACUGGUGAUGUUAAGAUUUCAAAAUUAUGUAAAGAAGAAAAGGAAAUCAGUUAUAGUGUUAAAGAUGAAGAAGAGAAAUGUCACAAGACAGCGAUCAAGCGACGUUUUUUAGAAGAUAUUGAUUCAACGAAAGGGGCACAAGAAAAAGAAAAAUAUCACACAGAAAAAGAGAAGAUAAUUACGGAACAAGAUGAUUGGCAUGAUCAAACAAUGUUUUCUCCGGUGAGUACAUCAACAUAUUCAAAGGAAGAUAGUACAGCUUUUAUUUCAAAAUACUGUACAGAAGGAAAAGAUAUCAGUUAUAGAAUUAAAGAUGAAGAAGAGAAAAGGUACAAGACAGCGACGACGCGGCGAUUUUUAAAAGAUAUUGAUUCAACGAAAGGGGCACAAGAAAAAGAAAAAUAUCACAAAGAAAAAACGAAGAAAAUUACGGAACAAGGUGAUUGGCAUGCUCAAAGAAUCUUUUCUCCGGCGAGUACAUCAACAUAUUCAAAGGAAGAUAGUACAGCUUUUGUAAGUAGCCCAGCUAAUAAACUGUGUUUUCAAGCUUUUGUAAGUAGCCCAGCUAAUGAACUAAUAUCAAUAUUCUUUUCAUUUUAGUUAAAACAUCUCUCUUGCUUAAAAUCACAUUUAUGCUAUGAAUAAUAAAUUUAACUUAUAUCCAUUUAAUAUAAAUUCAUUUGUUUGUUUUAGAAAAUAUGCUAUAUAUGAGACUGAGAAGUGUCCGUCCGUCCAUUCUCAUUUGUGUCGCACGUUA
This is a messenger RNA of Ruditapes philippinarum (Manila clam), 1996 nucleotides long. RefSeq lists its product as uncharacterized. The record is from RefSeq and is a predicted model, not a curated record. Bases 1 to 1839 code for a protein of 612 amino acids. The transcript has 7 exons. NCBI's taxonomy places the organism in Eukaryota, Metazoa, Mollusca, Bivalvia, Venerida, Veneridae.